AUGGCAGCGGCGAAAGUUAUCUCCAUUCUGCAGUAUUACGUCCGCCAGGGCUACGCCCGCCACGUGCAGAUGUUGUGUCGGGAGGUGCUGAAGACCAGCCCCAACAACCACCUGCUGCAAUUCUGGAGGGUGUACGGGAAGAUAAUGGAGGGCAGCUUCUCUGAGGCAAUGCAAGACCUUCAGUCUAUACAACCUUCCCAUGACACAGCCCCUGCCAUCGCUGCUGCAAGAAUUAUGGUCCACAAAGCGGCAAGGCUGGUGGACCACGAGGCGGUUGGAGACUUGACAGUUGAAUUGGAGGGUUUGGAGAACUCCUGCUCAGAAAGCGCCAGUAUCCUGCUUGCCAGCUUCUAUUGCAACACGGGGGCCAAAGAGCGAGCGAGGGCAAUUGGCGAGCGGGUGCUUCGGACCACAGGGGACAGGACAGAAGCCGAAGUGCUGCUCGGAUGGACAAUUGUCACGCAGCAGAACGAGGACUAUGGACUAGAUACUGGCGAUGAGCUGGACGAUGCGCGAGCAUAUUUUGAAUCAGCUGUGGAAACGGACCCCAACAAUCUGGAGGCAGCUAUGGGAAGGGCGAAGAUCGCAGAAAUGCAGAAGCAGUACGAUGUAGCAAUUGAGAGGCUGCAAGAGGUAAGCCAUGCACUUCAUUGCUUGGGUGGGCAGACCGCAGCAGGCAAUUGA
Messenger RNA from Ostreobium quekettii, 684 nucleotides. NCBI's taxonomy places the organism in Eukaryota, Viridiplantae, Chlorophyta, Ulvophyceae, Bryopsidales, Ostreobiaceae. The record is from the annotation of a GenBank genome assembly.